AGCUGAACAUAUUCAAACUCUACGUUUUACACACAAUGGCCACUGGAGGAGCAUCGCUAUACAAAGGAUCUGAUCUUAUUCAUGACUACGGAUGUUCCAAGUGUGAAGAACAUGACCGUAACACUGAAGCGCAGCACUUCUGUCAAGAGUGUGAACACUAUCUGUGUGACAAUUGUGUGAAGCUUCAUAAUGGAUAUCAUAAAAAACAUACCGUGUACGGACGUGGUGACAUUCAGAAGUGGGCAGGGUUCGCUCUUGACAAAUGUGACCAACAUGGCAACAAGCUGGAGGUCCACUGUGAUGACCACCAGGAAUUGUGCUGCCACGUUUGUGUAGCACUCAACCACAGGCAGUGUAGCAGCAUCAGUCACCUGCCUGACCUGUCCAGGGACUUCCUAAAAACAGCAGAGUUCAAGCAGCUUCCAGUAGCAGUUGACAAGAUGAGGAGCAGGCUGGGUGAGCUCACGAAUGCUAGAUUGAAAUAUCAAGCCUCACUGACGGACAUGUACAAGGACAUUUUGGCUGAAAUCAAGGCUCUCCGUAAAAAGAUGAACAACAUUUUGGAUCAUCUUGAGAAAAAGACAGUUAAAGAGUUGGAUAGCAUGAUCAAGGGUUUAGAGACAAAUAUAAAAGUAGAUAUAGACGCUUGUACCCAUAUGCAUGACCAGUUAAAGACCAUGAUAAAAAAAGUCCAGCAGAUGACAGGCAAACAUAAGGAGACAAAUUCUUACAUUGGCUACAGAAGAUGUCAGGACAAGCUGGACAAAGCAGAGGAACAGAUGCAAACAAUGCAGAGAAAGCCUGAACCAAGAAUAAGUUUUAAACCUGACAGCAGUUUACAACCAUUUCUCAAUAACUUACAUGUGUUUGGGUCCAUUGAAAAAUUUGAAAUAUUACAUGUAUACAAGGCUCUGGACUUUAAGACAUAUUAUGUCAAAGAAAACGAUAACUUUAGAUUCUCUAUCGUGGGUAUAUGUGAGUUGCCCAGCGGGGAUCUUGUGAUUGCCAACAAAAAAAACAGCAAAGUGAUUUUUUUGAAUAGACAGUACGACGUCACUGCUAGUUGUGAUCUCCCCUUUCCUCCAGAAGAUUUGUGUCUCAUAUCUGGAAAUGAAGUAGCUAUAUCCGUUAAUGAUUCUAUACGGCAUGAAGUCCACUUCAUCAAUGUGACCAGAGGAAAGCUACAGAAAGUGACACAUUCUACAACGGUCCACUGGUGCUUCUCCGUUGCCUACCACCAGGGCCGGCUGUUUGUGAGUUCAGGGAAUACCCUUUACCAGUACAACAUGGAUGGCAAUAUAAUCACAAAGAUUUAUGAAGACAAAUCCAUUGGCUUGACCGUAAAUAGGUGUGUUCUUAGUCCCGAUGGGGAGAGAAUUUAUGUUACAAAUUACUUGCGACAUAAAUUGAUCACUCUUGAUAAAACUGGAAAAGUGUUAUGUUCAUUGGAAGAUACUGAAUUAGAAAAUCCAAGUGGAUUAUGUAUCAGUCCCCGUGGUCAUGUGUUUGUGUGGGGGAUGAAGUCGGACACUGUGAUACAGGUGGAUAGGGAGGGCACACAGAAGAUGGCCACAUUGGUCAGGAAGGCCGAUGGCUUGUCGAAACCUCAGUCACUGUGCUUCAGUGAGCAAACCUCAAGUCUCCUUGUUGGAAAUACUCGUAUUAUAAGUGUGUGUAUCCAACUAACAAGUGGUGUCCGAAAGUGUUGAAAAUUUAUGUGACAUUGAUUCUUAUUGUAUAACUAUUUUUAAAAGUUUCCCUCUUUGGAUUAAACAGCAAUCGAUAGGAUGUUUAUAGUUGAUUUUGUUGCUGAUUAUGUCAAACAAGUUUAUGUUGUCUAUGACAAAGUACGAUACAAUACUUACAAUAUUUGUUUAAAAAUGUAUGAUGAAAUGGUAUGCUUUAUUAUUAUAUGAUCAAUACAUAAAUAAAUAUC
Mya arenaria is the source of this 1936-nucleotide messenger RNA. RefSeq lists its product as uncharacterized. The record is from RefSeq and is a predicted model, not a curated record. The coding region runs from base 36 to 1709 and encodes 557 amino acids. The transcript has 2 exons. Gene Ontology annotation, molecular function: zinc ion binding; protein binding. Lineage: Eukaryota; Metazoa; Mollusca; Bivalvia; Myida; Myidae.